CACGGUGCAUCACAAAACUGGGAUGGCGCUGAGUUUCGAAGAUAUCACGGCUCUGCCUACAUCAUCUCUGAGACUUGUCGUGUCUUUUGGCCUGUUGCUCGGCUUGGCGUCUUGAUCGAUGUGGCCGAUGUCGUUCCCACAUCUACCGAAUGGACGAGCACGCCUCAAAUUCCAUACCGACCAUGGCACGAUGGACCUUAUCAUGUCACAAUGGGCCUGAAGAACAUGCGCGUACAAGACUGGAUUGAGAUAGACAACACUUACCUAGAAAAGUAUCACUUGAAGAAAUCGCUCUACCGAGGGCACAGAGAUGAAGUGCUCGUGGUUCAACCAGGGUGCGAGGACGCAUUGUUUGAGUCCGUCCACUAUCUCAAAGAAGUCCUAUGUAGAGGCUACCCGCAGAUGUUCCAGCUGCAUGCCCCGGACAUCAUUAAAAAUCGUGUGACAGGAGACGUUUGGGACCUUGCGCGAGAUGCCGAAACCUGGAAGACGCAUCAUCCUCUUGAGGUGAUGGGCCUUUUGGCCACAGAGGACUUCUUCAUCCUUCAAACUGAUCCAAGUUCUGGAGUCUCGACUCUGAAAGCAGCAGGAAGCUGUUUUCCAGGCAAGUUCAAUGCGUGGUGUCAUGGAAGAAGAGUACUGACAAAANNGUCUGUAGCUGGUUUCAAGAUCGAAGAACGUGUUGGAUGCUCGCUCUGGGAGAUCCAUGCGGGAAAGGUACCUCGAUACGAACAAAACCUAGCCAAGUCCAUGGACCGCUUUUUCCAGAAACUCAGGGUGGAUUCGCCGAUCCAACGCUUCAACUACGCGAUCGAUGAUUCCAGCGAGCUCUUUCAUAGACAUUCUCACCACAAUCUCGGCGACACAGAGAACAUCAGCAAGCCACAGCUUGGCGAUCUGCAUCUGCGUGUUGAAAGACAAACGCUGCAGAGAUUGCCAAAGUCGCGUGAUCUUCUCUUCUCAAUCCGCACGUACGUGACGCCGAUCCACGAAGUCACCAAGGACAAAGACAUUGCCCGAGCACUUCGCACUAGCGUGGAUAGCUAUGGGAAGGACGUCGCAAGAUACAAGAACAAGGUGUUAUGGAAUGACGUUCUACAAGAGCACAUAGCCAGUGUUCUCGGUGAGAACGAACCAAUCUCGGGAGAGCUG
This is a messenger RNA of Aureobasidium vineae, 1152 nucleotides long. The record is from the annotation of a GenBank genome assembly. NCBI's taxonomy places the organism in Eukaryota, Fungi, Ascomycota, Dothideomycetes, Dothideales, Saccotheciaceae.